AUGGCGACGUACGGAAGCUCCCCGUACGCUAGACCCUCGGGCUUCGCAGCCGCAGACGAUGAAUCACCUCUGGCCAAGGUCAGAGCGUACACUUCCAAGGUAAGCCGCAGUCAGGAGGUUGCUGAGGUAGAUGCAAGAUGUGCAGUGGCUGGCGAUUAGGCUUCUUGGCUGGGACCAAGCGCUGCGAGCUGGUCUGCUCGGGCGAGGCCAAAGUCGUGAUUGGCAGGCAUGAAGCUGACCUUCGUCCCCUGUAUGCGCGCUGUAGGUUGAAGACCUGAUCGACCAGUACACGCAGCCAAUCAAGCCUCAUCUUCCAGCGCUUGGCAGGUUCCUCAUUGUAGUCACCUUUCUGGAAGAUGCCCUGCGCAUCCUGACUCAGUGGGGCGACCAAAAGUACUAUCUCCAAAAGCAUCGGGGAUUCCCUUGGGGCAUUUCUCACGUCUUCCUCCUCACGAACGUAAUAGUGAGUCCACCCAUCUACAGCAUAACUCAUAAUCCGGUCGGGAGGCCCAGCCCGACCCGGCUCUGAGCCAAUCUCCCAGAAUCCUGUUCUGACAACUCGGGGCCUUCUCCUCCUUCCCUUCAGGUCAUGCUGGCAGCCUCGGGUGCAGUCAUCGCGCGCAGAUUCCCUGAAAUCAGUGUUGGAGCUCUUUUGGGUGUGGUAGUUGUACAAGGAUUUGGAUAUGGCCUUAUUUUCGAUAUCAACUUUUUCCUGCGCAACUUGUCCGUGAUUGGUGGAUUGCUCAUGGUCUUGUCGGACAGCCUGAGCAAAAAGAAGAACAUCUUUGCUGGUUUGCCUAGCAUCAGCGAGACGGAUCGCAGAAUCUACUUCCAGGUGAGUGCCUCUUCCUUGUGGCACAGCUGAUGGGCCAGCGCACGAGCUAGAUGUCGGUCAAAUUAUGGAGGCGUCUCGCAACAUCCCCGCCCGUCAUCGAGAGACAGGGAAUGAGUCAUGAUAGCAGAGCGGCGCGCGUUGUCCACGAGCUCGGCUCUCUUGCCGAAAUGUCACCCGCCAACACGCUACUCCUAUCCGCUGACCACUGUCGUGCACAAAUCAUCUCGUGCUCGCAGCUCGCCGGUCGCGUGCUUCUCAUCUUCCUCUUCAUUGGCUUUAUUAUCCAAGGCAAUUGGUCGAUCGCACGCGUGGUUGUGUCCAUUCUUGGACUUGGCGCCUGCAUCAUGGUUGCCGUAGGAUUCAAAGCUCGUUGGUCCGCUAGCUUCCUGGUACUGCUCCUCUCUGUCUUCAAUGUGAGUCCGCCUGAGCAGUGCAGUACAGCAGGUCACGCCGCGUCUCAUCUCACCUCCCGUUUUUCACUCACACCCCUACCCUCGUGUCUCCAUCUCCUUCUCUCGCAGCUUUUUGUGAACAACUUCUGGACUGUUCACCACGCACAUCCCGCUCGCGACUUUUUGCGAUACGACUUCUUCCAGACCCUCUCGAUUGUCGGAGGUUUGCUCUUGCUUGUGAACCAAGGACCAGGUGAGCUCGCAUUGCUUCACGACUGCCCUGGCCGCCACCCAGCAUCAGGUCUCCAAACAAGUAUGCUCACCCUUUCUGGCAUUGCCCUUCCCAGGCGGUUUCUCGAUGGACGAGAGAAAGAAGUCCACCUGA
Messenger RNA from Ceraceosorus bombacis, 1612 nucleotides. NCBI's taxonomy places the organism in Eukaryota, Fungi, Basidiomycota, Exobasidiomycetes, Ceraceosorales, Ceraceosoraceae. The record is from the annotation of a GenBank genome assembly.